This is a messenger RNA of Centropristis striata (black sea bass), 914 nucleotides long. RefSeq names its product recoverin a (gene rcvrna). The transcript is spliced from 2 exons. The record is from RefSeq and is a predicted model, not a curated record. Gene Ontology annotation, molecular function: calcium ion binding. The coding region runs from base 1 to 714 and encodes 237 amino acids. NCBI's taxonomy places the organism in Eukaryota, Metazoa, Chordata, Actinopteri, Perciformes, Serranidae.
AUGGGGAAUACUAAGAGCAGCGCUUUGUCGAAGGAGCUCCUUGAGGAACUGAAAUCCAACACAAAAUACUCGGAGUCGGAGCUGUGCACCUGGUACCAGUCCUUUCUGAAGGAGUGUCCCGGCGGGAAGAUCAGCAGGCAGCAGUUUGAAGGCAUCUACGCCAGUUUCUUCCCAAACGCCGACCCCACAGAGUACGCACGCCACGUAUUCAGGAGUUUCGACACCAACGCAGAUGGCACUUUGGACUUUAAGGAGUACAUCGUCGCUCUGCACCUCACAUCUGGAGGAAAGACUCUGCAGAAGCUGGAGUGGGCCUUUGCCCUCUACGACGUGGACGGGAACGGAACCAUCAGCAAAAAUGAAAUCCUAGAGAUUGUUAGGUCAAUAUUCAACAUGAUUCCUGUUGACGACCAGAAGAACCUCCCAGAGGAUGAAAACACGCCUGAGAAAAGGGGGGAAAAAAUCUGGGAAUUUUUCGGGAAGAAAGAAAACGGUAAAUCACCAUUAAUUAACUCGGUUUUAACAGCUGCUUUAUGGCUUUUUUUCUGUUCCAUAAAAAGCACCCACAUUGAUGCUGUUUUUCGUCCUUUCCCAGAUAAAAUCUCAGAGGGAGAAUUCAUUCAGGGAGUGAUGGACAACAAGGACAUCCUGCGGUUGAUACAAUACGAUGAGCCUCAGAAAAUUAAAGACAAGCUGAAAGAGAAGAAGCAGUAAUAUAUUAGCUCAAGCCCCUUUUGUGAUUUCAAGACUGUUUUAUUUUUUCUGUUUACAUUUUAUCACGAUCUGGCUGCUUGUCCACUUCACUCACGUCUCUCUCUCUUUUUGUCUUUCACGAUUAUUAACAGUGUUUAAUUAUUGUCUUUGUAACCAGAAAGCAAUAAAAUAAUUGCAUUUCAUACCAGAAAACAGAAGCA